Messenger RNA from Effrenium voratum, 1410 nucleotides. The record is from the annotation of a GenBank genome assembly. Lineage: Eukaryota; Dinophyceae; Suessiales; Symbiodiniaceae.
AUGCCCGUGUGCCAGUACGGCCCGGGCAGUGUUUUCGGCAGCAGCUGCCUCUGGAGUGCCGUGGAGCCUGCGGGCGCCUCCGUGCGCUGCCGAGAGUCUGGGGGCCAGCUCUGGGUACUGGAGAAGCUCGCCUGGGAGCAGGCACCGGAAGAGACGAAAAGCAUCGGCUUGAUUGGCGGAGUGAUGCUCCUGAUCAACAACCUGGCAGGACCCACCAUCGUCUCUAUGCCCGCCUUGGCGCAGCAGGCGGGGUGGCUGCCGCUCUUCCUAGUCCAGGCGGUCAUCGCGGGCUUCUCCUCGGUCUGUGGCUUCAUGCUCAUCGAGGCCAUGCGCUGUAUGCCAGGGAACCACAGCUUCGAUCAGACCAUUGAGUUCACCAAUCUGGCUUCCUUUUAUUUGCCCCACGAGCUCUACCUUGGCACCAUGGUCUGCUACCAUGUGAACUCCAUCCUGAACCUCAUGUCCCUGAUCAUCCAGUCUGGACAGGUCAUGGACUACAUCAUGCUCAAUGUCUACGGCUGUGCCCCAGGCCUGCAGCUGGGAGGUUUGGCCUAUGUCUGUGGCACCCGCACGGACUCGGUGACCCCAUUUGGCGAUAGCUACGUGCUAUCCAGCUCCAUGCUGGCGGUGGCACUGAUUUGCGCACCCUUUGCGGUAAAGAACCUGGAUGACAACGUGAUCCUGCAGUACUUGGCAGUGGUUGGCCUGGCUGUGAUGUCAGUCAUUUGGAUAGCACUCCUGCUAAAGGAGCCGGCCUUUCCCCACCCGUUGCCAGUGGUGACAAGCUCGCAGUCAUCUUUGAUUGGGACUGUGCUCUUCAACUUCGCCUUCACCAGCACGCUUCCGUCCUGGGUGAAUGAGAAGAAGCAAGAUGUCUCCGUGGGGACGACAUUCUGGACAACUAUGGGGUUUGUAGUUGUGCUCUACUCCGUGGUUGGCAUAGUUGGUGGCAUGGCGUAUCCGCCCUUCUACGACACCAACGAGAACCUCUUCAGCAAGCUGAACGCCGGCGGCUCCAAAGUUGGGCAGGCCACAGUGGCAGCAUACCCCAUGCUGCAAAACGUCACCUCCAUCCCAGUGCUGGCCAUCCUGAUCCGGUGCAACUUGAUCCAGGGAGGUCUCAGCUCCUCGAUUGCCACCUUCAUAGCUGUCGGGCUACCGUGGCUCGUGAGCAUCCCCUUCUACACUGGCAGUGGCUUCGACACGAUCGCGGAGGUGGGCGGUCUGGCCACCUCCUCCAUCAUUAAUUUCAUGAUCCCCCUGAUCAUGUACGUCGUUGCGGUUGGCAGGAAGAAGGAGAGAGAAGAGCUUCUAAGUCACUCAAAAAGUGCUGCGACGGAUGCAUGCAAUGAGCUACAGGGCAUUGUGAGCAGCUUUGAAGUGCAUUCUUGCACAUGCAUGCGGAACUGA